AUAUUUAAAAUAGCAUUAGAUAGGCAGAGCGGUUAGUCGGGCUCGAGGAGCGAGUUAGUCGUCGUCCAACCGUGUCAGCGAUUGAGCGAAUUUAAACGACGCGACGGUAUCGUGGCACGUGACAUAUCAUACAGAAUUACGGUAAUUGCAGUGACGAGAAUUGACCGCUUGCCCCCUGAUAACCGGCGAAACGCGACGCGAUCUAGACAGAUCGAUCUAUCCAACGAUCCUCUGAACCAUUGCACAGUGAUCUGGAAAGCAAUAGGUACCCGACGAAAACAAAACAAAAGAUUUCGAAGAUGGAUACGUUCCUUCGUUUGUUCGGGAUCUCGACGGACGACAACAGAAUCGAUCAGGCGACGGGAUUGACGGAAAAACAAAAGAAAUUGGUGAAGAACACGUGGGCUGUGAUAAGAAAGGACGAAGUUGGGUCCGGAAUCGCAGUAAUGACCGCAUUCUUUAAAAAAUAUCCAGAAUAUCAGCGGUACUUUACUGCCUUCAAGGACAUUCCAAUGAACGAACUGCCAAAUAAUAAAAGUUUUCAGGCUCAUUGUGCUAGCGUAAUUACGGCGUUAAGUAAUGUUAUCGAUUCCUUGCAUGACCCAGGAUUAAUGGAGGCAAGUUUAAUCGGCUUGGCCCAGAGGCAUAAGAAUCGCGGUCAAAGAAAAGAGGAAUUUCAGAAUUUGAAGGAAGUGGUAUUGGAAGUUCUCUCCCAGGCAUUGGGGAAACAAUUCACGCCGGAUGUGGCCGAAGCAUGGCGGAAAACCCUCGACGCGGCGUUCGAGAAAAUCUAUCAAGUUUUCGCUUCGUGAAAAGACGAAACUUGGACGUAGUCGCGGGGAUAACGAAUCUUUCGUUUAUUUUUAAUAGCCACUGAGAAUUAAGUACUGUAUAUAAAACGCACCAUUUUACACGUUCGUGCAGUUACAGACUAUCGAAACAAAACGAGGGAACGUUGUUGCGCGUAUCAAACAUAAAUAUACAUUUUAAUUUUACAUUAUUUUUAUCUACGUUAAUACGAUAUGUAAUACACGCAUAUACACAUUUAUUAUACGAAUUAUACCAAAGUGUGACGUUUCUAUGAUCAAGUACAAAGUUGAUUCAGCAAUGUCUCUGCCCACCAAUGUCUAACAUUUCUUCUUUUGUUAUAAAAGAUAAAGCAAAUUACUUUCCACUGUUAUUAAUUAAUGUACGUUUAAGUAAACGUAACGAAGUGCAAAGUACAGGGUACAAGUGACUCACAUUGAAGAGAUUAAACACGAUUUUGUAAUUUCCUGUUCCCAUCGAGAAUCGUUAUCUUCGAGAAACAAUCUCUCUCCCCUUUAUUUAUACUUAUUGCAUAGGUAGGAAUAGUUCGAUAGAUACGUUAUCGGUAAACGUUGACUGUUAGAAAAGAAAUUAUCUAAACUACAGCUAGUGCAAUUAAACACAUUUUCUUGAUAUUGAGUUCAGAAUUCUGGAAUAAGCAAAGAUGGGUCAAGUGUCAUCGAAAAUUCUAUAGACACGCUAUUCGUGCGUCGGUAAGUAUACCUCUCGUAAAAGUCGCGAAAUGUGAAAAUGGUGGCCAUGUUUCUUUGCUGCCGAGUCGAGAAUAAAACUUUGGGAAAGUAGAACGAAGAAGCUCGUCAGAAACGAGAUACACGAUUUUUCUGUGAAAUUCUAGAAUGUCUGAAAAUAUCCGAUAGAAAUAUUCGUGUAGGUUGCAACAGAAAAUAAAUAAUCGAUGGUAAGAAGUUUGAUUUCAAUGGGAAAGGGUUAUAGAUGAAAAUGGUUGAG
Messenger RNA from Colletes gigas, 1776 nucleotides. It is a transcript of the gene Glob1, whose product is annotated as globin-like. Gene Ontology annotation, biological process: oxygen transport. The transcript is spliced from 4 exons. Lineage: Eukaryota; Metazoa; Arthropoda; Insecta; Hymenoptera; Colletidae. The coding region runs from base 300 to 812 and encodes 170 amino acids. The record is from RefSeq and is a predicted model, not a curated record. Gene Ontology annotation, molecular function: oxygen binding; heme binding. Gene Ontology annotation, cellular component: extracellular region; hemoglobin complex.